Messenger RNA from Puntigrus tetrazona (Sumatra barb), 917 nucleotides. It is a transcript of the gene mrpl24, whose product is annotated as mitochondrial ribosomal protein L24. Gene Ontology annotation, molecular function: RNA binding; structural constituent of ribosome. Lineage: Eukaryota; Metazoa; Chordata; Actinopteri; Cypriniformes; Cyprinidae. Bases 143 to 793 code for a protein of 216 amino acids. Gene Ontology annotation, biological process: translation. The record is from RefSeq and is a predicted model, not a curated record. Gene Ontology annotation, cellular component: mitochondrion; ribosome. The transcript is spliced from 6 exons.
CGCUUGGCUCGAAAGGAAAAGGAAGUAGCGCACGUUCUACUCUAGUUUGACCCUUGUGGAUGUAGAAUUUACGAUUACCGCGAAUGAAUUCCGUUAUUUUGGUUACAUGUAUCUAUAAAAGUCGCAGCAAUAAUUCAGCAGCAUGAGGCUGACAGCGUUGCUUUCUAUGGCAGCAAAAGCUGCAUUUCCACGCGAUUAUCGUUUUGGCACGAACAGACCGUGGACGAUCGCUGCUCAGCGGCGCAAUCCACUAGGCAAGAAAAGAAGAAAGGUGUUCGUUGAACCGAUUGCUAACGAGGACUGGCAUGUCUUGAGAGGAGACACCGUGGAGAUUUUGUCCGGAAAGGACAAAGGAAAGCAGGGCAGAGUUGUUCAGGUGUUCCGACAUCGAAACUGGGUCAUUCUCGAGGGCCUGAACACGCAUUUCAGGUAUAUCGGCAGAUCUGGAGAUUACCGGGGGACUUACAUCGCCAGUGAAGCCCCUCUGCUGCUGAAGGAUGUUACAUUGAUCGACCCUACUGACUUGAAGCCCACAGAUGUUCAGUGGAGAUACACCGAAGAGGGCGAGCGAGUGCGUGUUUCUGUGAGGACGGGACGCAUUAUUCCCAAACCGGUUUAUCAGAGAAGAGAUGGCAUCAUUCCCCAGCAAUGGAAAGAUGGACCCAAAGACACGGCACCGGAUGACGCGCUUCAGAAAACGCACACGCCGUCUUUGAAAACUCUAGAGGAAGAGGUUAUGGAGAAAAUGAACAUCCAGGAGGAUAGAAGGCCUCGUAAAAGCUACUGGUACUGAGUUACCACAGAGACUGUGUAUGGCGUGUGUGUUUGAGCUUCACGACAUUAGUAAGAUAAUUUAUCAUGGAGAAAAAAACUGUAUGUGUUCUGCAGACUUUUGUCAAUAAACCCAACCAAAUGUU